Lingula anatina is the source of this 1847-nucleotide messenger RNA. RefSeq names its product serine protease inhibitor dipetalogastin. Gene Ontology annotation, molecular function: protein binding. The record is from RefSeq and is a predicted model, not a curated record. Gene Ontology annotation, cellular component: extracellular region. NCBI's taxonomy places the organism in Eukaryota, Metazoa, Brachiopoda, Lingulata, Lingulida, Lingulidae.
AAACAAUGAGUUAAUAUGUACAAGGUCAUUGGACAAAUCACAUCAGACACCAAUUGCAAACCAAGCAAGAUGCGUGUACAAAUUUUUGCUGCAGUUUUGCUCAUUGCGGGCAUCAGUGCCCAGUGCCCUAAAGAAUGCCCAGAGAUGUACAAGCCAGUAUGUGCAUCCAAUGGCAAAACCUAUGGUAAUGACUGUGAGCUCAAAAUGGUUAUCUGUAAUACUGAAGAUGCUUUGGUCAAAGUCAGUGAUGGAGAAUGUGCACCAGCCACUCGUCAUCCAACUCAACCAACCCGACCACCAACUGUUCCCACAGAAGUGACAGACCCAGAGGGAUCUGGAGAAACGGAGCCACCAGAACCUACUGGGACAAAGUUGCCUACCAAUAUGCCAAAGAGCACAGCGACUUUCCGCCCACUGAACUACACCAAACACCCAAUCAGUAAUUACACCAAAUACCCUAUCAAAAACUACACUGGAUACCCUGUAUUCACCACCAGAUCUCCAUGUAGCCGAUACUACUGCCCUUCAUUCUACUCUCCUGUGUGUGGUGCUGAUGGCGUCACUUACAGAAACCUCAACUGCUACAGCAAAGCUGUCUGUGAGUACAGACAGAAGGGUCUGAGCCUCCGUUACUUGUAUCGCGGACCAUGCAAAAAUGGAACUCUCUUCAAACCCUUGCCAAAAUAUUGUGCUUAUAAAUCCUGCCCUUACAAGCCUGUCUGUGGAUCAGAUGGAAAGACAUAUUCAAGUUCCUGUUACAUGGACUACUCUAACUGUCGUAACAACAGAGACGUCACAGUUGUCAGGCAGGGAAGUUGUCCACCACAGUCUACUCUGAAACCAACCACAAGCCGUUGUGUGUACAAUGGGACACUUUGCCCUGCUGGUGGGCCACGCAAUCCAGUCUGUGGAACUGAUGGGAGAAACUACUUCACUGUUUGUUAUCUGGAGUACAUGAAUUGUAUUUACAACAGAACUGUAUCAGUUGCCUCCAAGGGAUACUGUCCAUACAAAACCACCACCCCAAAACCAUGCAAUCAGAACUGUGGAUGGACCUACAAACCUGUGUGUGGAAGUGAUGGAAGGUCAUACCGUAGUCUGUGCCACCUCCAGAACCAGGCCUGCAAGCUGCAAUAUAUCGGAGGGAAGCUGACUGUCAAGUAUUAUGGCAACUGUAAACAGCCAACUACAGUGAAGCCCUAUACGACUGGAAACCCUUUGUCUGCUUGUUCCAAGCUGGGACCAUGCCCAACCUACUACCGCCCUGUGUGUGCCUCCAACAACAUCACAUACAGAAACACCUGCUACUAUUCCCAGGCUGAGUGUAGGAUGUUGGCCUAUGGGCAGGACAUAAAGCUGAAGAGCCUUGGGGAGUGUAAAAAUGUGGCCUAAAUCUAACUCGAAGAAACUACACUUGAGAACAGACAUGGCACAUGAAGGUGUGCCAGUUGAAAACAGAUUGUGACACUUGGAGAUAUUUCCUCAAAAACAGAAUUAAAGGACUAAAAGAGACUUUCAAAGUUGUACAUGCAUGUUCACAGGUCAAUGAUAAAUAAUCCAAAUGAAAUUAACAAUUUAUUUUUUUCCUUUCUUUUUUCACGUUGAUAAAAAUUGUUAGAAUAGAUUAAAAAUAUUUAAAGAAAUGUGACGAUAUCUUAUUUUCUAAAGUAACUAUGUAAUACCUUUUAAUUUUGCAGUUUGAAUUGAUUUUGUUAUAAAAUUUCCUGGUCACAAUGGCUAAGUUUGCUAUUUUCUUUUAUCAGUUCCUAGUAGUAAGCAUAUCAUUCUUUUCAGUUCCAAACAUUUUUAUUGCAAAUUUCAAAAGGUGAAAAAUAAAUUGAUUCUAG